CUCACCUCGCCCUCCUCGCCCAUAUCCCCGUUCCGCCUAGAGAAGCACUGCAUACCCCGUAGAAAGCUUCUUCUCCCACAAUUCCGAGCCAUGUCGUCGCCGUUCUCGAUUAACGGCGGUGCCUGCGUCGCCAUGGUGGGCAAAGACUGCGUCGCCAUCGCCUGCGAUCUCCGCCUUGGCAUGCAAGCCCUCACUGUGUCCAAUAACUUCCCCAAGAUCUUCCAGUACGGCGACGUCUUCCUCGGUCUAACAGGUCUCGCUACCGACGUAUCGACCGUCUCCGAUCUAUUCCGCUACAAAGUCAACAUGUACCGACUGCGCGAGGAGCGCAACAUCAGCCCGCAGACCAUGGCCAACCUUGUCAGCUCGAGUCUGUACGAGCGGCGGUUCGGCCCAUACUUCGUCAGCCCAGUGAUUGCGGGGAUCAACCAGACCACGGGAAAACCGUUCAUCUGCGGAUUUGACAGCAUUGGAUGCAUUGAUUUCGCGAAGGACUUCAUCGUGAGCGGAACAGCGAGCGACCAGUUGUUUGGUACUUGCGAGGGGCUUUGGGAGCCGGAUCUGGGACCGGAGGACCUCUUCGAGACGUGCUCACAAGCACUGCUCAACGCCGUGGACCGAGACGCUCUAUCAGGCUGGGGAGCGCACGUCUACAUCAUCGAGAAGGACAAGGUGACGAAGCGGUUAUUGAAGGGCAGGCAAGACUGAGGUGGUGCACGGCAUGCAAUGCUGCUGGGUACAAGCGAUCAAUGGUUCUGGAAUCAUAAGCGUUAUGAACGACAUGGCUAGUAGCCUAAAGGAGCCUCAACAGGAAGACGACGAGGCAUCCAUCAUGAUACGGCAUAUGGUAUAAUCUAGAUGAACUGCUCCACUGGGGUAUGACAGGGCUCGAUCAAAGCUUCGAUGGUCCCUAGACAUUGUCCUGUUCUCCUUGUCUUCC
Molecule: messenger RNA, 940 nt
Organism: Paraphaeosphaeria sporulosa
Lineage: Eukaryota; Fungi; Ascomycota; Dothideomycetes; Pleosporales; Didymosphaeriaceae
Product: proteasome subunit beta type-3
Exons: 4
Coding region: 91-708 (205 amino acids)
Biological process (GO): proteasome-mediated ubiquitin-dependent protein catabolic process
Cellular component (GO): proteasome core complex; proteasome core complex, beta-subunit complex
Source: RefSeq, a predicted model, not a curated record